UUGAGUAAAAUCAAAUCAAAUAUGGCUGACAUUAGGUGGCAUUAGCAUCAGCAAUAAAAAGUUGGCUAAUAUUUUGUUACGGUAGUAGAUACGGAAAAUAUAUUUAUUGGAAUAAUCAAACGUGUAACUAUCAACAAUUCAAUUGUAUUGCUCAGAAGUUCAGUAUUUAUAAGAGUUUUGUUGUGGCAUCGUUAUUCUAAGCAAAGAUGUACGACGAUAGACGUGGUGGUCGUGGUGGAAGUCGUGGAGGUAGCCGUGGAAGCCGAGGUGGCGGAAGAGGUGGUUCUCGAGGAGGACGAUCGAGUGAUCGGUCCCAAGAGAGAGGAAGCAGUCGCUUCGGUAGCAGCAGCCGUGGCAGGGACAGCGGCCGCGGCGGACGAGAUAGCAGCCGAGGCUUCGGAGGACGCGGCGGCCGAGAUGAUUUCCGCGGAAAUUUUAAUAAGAAUGACCAGCCCGGGGGUAACCUUAGGAAAAUCCGCUGGGAUACAAUUACGCUAACUCCAUUCCAGAAAAACUUUUAUGUGCCUCAUCAAAACGUCCAGUCGCGUAGUCAAGCGGAAAUAGAAGCAUAUCGUAGCCAAAACCAAAUUACUGUGAAAGGACGCGAUGUUCCCGCCCCGAGUAUGUACUUUGAGGAAGGUGGCUUCCCAGACUAUGCUAUGAAGGAAAUAUUGAAACAAGGGUUUCCCCACCCAACCCCUAUUCAAGCUCAAGGCUGGCCUAUUGCAUUGUCUGGAAGAGAUUUAGUAGGAAUUGCUCAAACAGGUUCGGGAAAAACCUUAGCCUACAUAUUGCCUGCUAUUGUGCAUAUCAUAAAUCAACCUCGCUUACUGAGAGAUGAGGGGCCUAUUGUUUUGGUUUUGGCUCCAACUAGGGAACUGGCUCAACAGAUUCAACAGGCGUUGAUCUCAAUGAAUGGAAUCGCUGCGGAGAUGACGGACAAUCCGAGCGAACUGGAAAUAGUGGCCAAUGAUUUCGGCCAGAGUGUACAAGUCCGCAACACUUGCAUAUUCGGAGGUGCGCCCAAGGGACCUCAGGGCCGCUGCCUCGAACGUGGAGUCGAGAUUGUCAUCGCGACACCAGGACGACUUAUUGAUUUCUUGGAGAGAGAAACAACAAAUCUCCGGCGGUGCACGUAUCUGGUGCUCGAUGAGGCCGACCGGAUGCUGGACAUGGGUUUCGAGCCUCAGAUUCGUAAGAUUAUCGAGCAGAUUCGACCAGACAGACAGGUUCUGAUGUGGUCAGCUACCUGGCCUAAAGAAGUGCAGAACUUAGCUGAGGAGUUCCUGCAUGACUACAUUCAGAUAAACAUUGGUUCUCUGAGCCUGUCUGCCAACCACAACAUCCUGCAGAUUGUGGACGUGUGCGAGGAGUGGGAGAAAAAUGAUAAGCUUGUCACACUGCUCACUGAGAUAUCCUCUGAAGAAGAGACAAAGACCAUCAUAUUUGCUGAGACCAAAAGACGGGUCGAUGAGAUAACGAAAGCAAUCAACCGCGCUGGUUGGCGCGCGCUCGCCAUCCACGGCGACAAGAACCAGCAGGACAGGGACUAUGUGCUCAAUCAGUUCCGUAUGUCCACCGGAGGCAUCCUCGUCGCCACCGACGUGGCAGCGCGCGGCCUCGAUGUGGAAGACGUGAAGUUCGUGAUAAACUAUGAUUAUCCGAACAACUCUGAGGACUAUGUGCAUCGUAUCGGUCGCACGGGUCGCUCGCACAACACCGGCACUGCUUACACUCUCUUCACACCUAAUAACUCUGCUAAGGCUAAGGAUCUGAUGUGUGUCUUACAAGAGGCUAAUCAAGUGGUGAACCCCAAGCUCAUGGAGCUGGCGCAGUGUGGCAUGGGAUUCAAGGGCAAAUACGGACGUAACCGUUACCGUGACAGAGACGACAGCCAGGGACGGUUCGACCGCGGGGGCCGCGGCCGCGGCGGACGGGACGGGGGACGGGGUCGCGACGGGGGACGGGGCGGGAGGGGACGCUUCGGAGGGGAGAGGAAUUCCAGAUGGGACGACUCGAACAACGAUUACGACAACAACCAAGGAUCAUACAAUACUCGUUCAAGCUACAGCCGAGACAGCAGUAGAGACAACUUUAGACAGGAUAAUGGGUUCCGCGGCAGAGGGCGCGGCCGCGGCGGCAGUGACGCGCAGUCGUUCCAGGCCCCGUCCGGCGGCGGGUUCAACAACUUCAGCCAGUCGCAGCAAGCCUUCAACGUGCCGCCGCCCACCAGCUACUACAACAUGUACGCGCAGCCCCCGCCGCCGCCCGCCUCCAAGUUCCCCGCGAAAUAGAUAUUUUAGUUAGUCUAAGGUCGACUGGAUGUGAUGUGAAAUGAUGUUCAUAGGGUUAAUUGUGGGUGUUUCACAUUUCAUUGAUUAUACAGUGUGGUGCCUGAUGGUUAUUGACGGCUGCUCUACAAACACAUGUCGGUCAUUCACAUUGCAUAAAUCAUUGAUAUGAACUUGAACACCCUUAGCUUGUAGGUUUGAAAUGAUAACACCAAAAUGGUCCCUCCUAAUUGGUAACUUAAGAGAAACGAAUAGCUUUGUUUCACUCGCGUCUAGUUGUAAUAUUAUUUACAAUAGAUUUUUAUUUAAGUUUCUGUGAAAGUAUGGCUUGUAAUCGAACCUAUAAGGUUUUUAGAGUCGUAUCAUAUCGUAUUUAGAGCAGGCAACAGAUUGUAUACGUUUUCCUUUGGAACAAUACGGCAGUACAUAAGCAAAGGCCUUAUUUACAACAUGUAUUAUAUUUUUAUUUUAAAUGCAAAUAAUUAAGUAUGGUUUACUUGAGCUUCAAAAUUUUUAUAUUUAUGACAUUUACCUUGUUGUUAGAUGUUAUUCUCGUUAUAAAUCAGUACAAGAAUUUAUGCAGUUAGAAACUUGUGUGCAACUUUGUGAAGUGUCUUAUAAUAAUAUAUGAUAUAUGUAUAGCAUAGUAGUUAAAAAUGAAACUUUGAUCACCACAACUCAAACUUUAGCAAACUAAUACAAUUUCCAAAUAUGUAACAUUCCUGUCUUGUUUUUCAACUCCACUACAGCACUGUACCGAGUUUUAUUUACUAUUUGCAGAGAAUAAAUGUUUCAAAUCAAAUUGA
Messenger RNA from Spodoptera frugiperda (fall armyworm), 3097 nucleotides. RefSeq lists its product as uncharacterized. The coding region runs from base 207 to 2294 and encodes 695 amino acids. Gene Ontology annotation, molecular function: ATP binding; RNA helicase activity; RNA binding. The record is from RefSeq and is a predicted model, not a curated record. Gene Ontology annotation, cellular component: nucleus; cytoplasm; ribonucleoprotein complex. The transcript has 11 exons. NCBI's taxonomy places the organism in Eukaryota, Metazoa, Arthropoda, Insecta, Lepidoptera, Noctuidae.